Molecule: messenger RNA, 5042 nt
Organism: Carcharodon carcharias (great white shark)
Lineage: Eukaryota; Metazoa; Chordata; Chondrichthyes; Lamniformes; Lamnidae
Gene: rad54b
Product: RAD54 homolog B
Exons: 14
Coding region: 206-3067 (953 amino acids)
Biological process (GO): reciprocal meiotic recombination; double-strand break repair via homologous recombination
Cellular component (GO): nucleus
Molecular function (GO): ATP binding; ATP-dependent chromatin remodeler activity; DNA translocase activity
Source: RefSeq, a predicted model, not a curated record
GAAAGACCUGCACAUGCGCAUUAUGUAGCACUUCGGGGACCUCCGGGAAGGCGGGAAACACGAAAUGAAGCAGCAGCAACAUUGUUGCCCCAUUGAUCAGCCGGAGUAAUCAGGUGGGCAUCAGGCGCUCUUUAACCACAGGGUCUAAUUUAUGUACGGACACUCACAUAUUCCUCUUCCGGUGCCAAGGUGAUAACUGCGUGAAAUGAGAAGAUCUGCAGCUCCGAGUCAGCUCAGCGGCAACGCAGCAAAAAAAUUCAAGUUCAUCCCACCGGGGAAAACUGAUAACCAGGAACCCGUUUCAGGAAGCACUAGACUCUCGCAGCGGAUCGAGGUAACUCAUGACUGUGACAAUAGCCAGAGUCCUUUAUUGCAAUCCAAAGCAAUAGUCGCAAAAUGUGAACUAAUCCAGACCUGCCCUUCUCGCCAAACUACAGGAAAUGUGGGUGAAGAUGGUGAAGUAGAGAGACCUGAAUCUGACCAUCUGACUACCAUAUCAAUUUUAACAGUGGGAGCACCAAGUACAAGUCAGGCUGGUGCCUUUCCUCAGCAACAGCUGAAGCCAUUUCGACCAUUUAUAGCACCAAAACAAAUUUACACACCACCUCCACUGGUAUCUCAGCAGCAGUCAAGUCCAGAAGAUCACAAAGAUCAAAACGUACCCAACUCCUUCAUUAAGUACUACAGUGUCUUGUGGUGUAAAGCAUCAAAGAAGAAACACAAGAAAUGGGAGGGGGAUGCAAUCUUGAUUGUCAGAAAGACAUCUGUGGUUCUCAAGGACAUAGAGGGCAAAGAUAUUGGAAAAGGAGCAGGAUACAAAUCAAAGGAACUUGAAACUCUUUCUGAAGGCCAGACCUUAAUGAUUGGUGGGAAAGAGAUUGAGAUAUUGGGACCAAUUUCUGCAGAGGACUUUAUGAGUGGACGCUGUUUCCACUCUGCUGUUACUUCUUCAUCACGUCUAUCACUGGCAACUUCCUCACAGCAGCCUUUACUAAAACCUUAUACCAAUCCAUUGAGGAACAGUACUGGAUUCAGUCAAACAGAAGAUGUUCGAAAAACCAACUUGGAUUGUAAACCUAGACAUGACCCAAGUGCACCAAAUGCUUUGGUAAUGCCACGACCAAAUCUGAGCCAUCAAUGGAUCUUUAAUAAAGCUGGUCUCCCAUUGGUGGAUGUAGUGGUGGACCCUUACCUUACCGUACACCUUCGACCUCACCAGUGGGAUGGUGUGAUCUUCCUAUAUGAGUGUAUAAUGGGAAUGAGGACAACUGGUAGGUUUGGUGCUAUCUUGGCUGAUGAAAUGGGUCUAGGGAAGACGUUGCAGUGCAUCACGUUAAUCUGGACUCUCAUGCGGCAAGGACCUUAUGGGAACAAACCUGUUAUCAAAAAGACCCUUGUCAUCACACCUGGGAGUCUCGUUAAAAACUGGGUCAGUGAAUUUCAGAAAUGGCUUGGAACAGAAAGGCUGAGGGUUUUUGCAGUUGAUCAGGAUCACAAAGUUGAAGACUUCAUCAGUUCUCCAUUGCACUCUGUCCUCAUCAUCAGCUAUGAAAUGUUACUGCGCUGUCUAGAACAAAUUCAGAAUAUCCAGUUUAACUUGAUAAUUUGUGAUGAAGGUCACCGUUUGAAAAAUAGCUCAAUUAAGACAUCCACCGCAAUUCUUAGCCUUUCAUGUGACAGAAGAGUGAUCCUUACUGGUACUCCUAUCCAAAAUGAUCUUCAAGAGUUCUACUCUCUAAUAGAGUUUGUGAAUCCAGGAAUCCUUGGAUCCUCUUCCACCUACAGAAAGAUUUAUGAAGAACCUAUCAUCAGGUCUCAACAGCCCUCUGCAACAAAGGAUGAAAAGCAGUUGGGUGAAGAAAGGGCAACAGAGCUUUGCCGAUUAACUGGGCUCUUCAUACUUCGACGCACACAGGACAUCAUUAACAAUUACCUCCCUCCAAAGACUGAAUGGAUUAUCUUCUGCCGCCCAGCUGCACUGCAGCUUGAACUUUAUCACAAACUGCUGGCAUCCCAUGCAGUGAAAUCUUGCCUACAGGGAAGUCUGGAGAACAGUUCCCACUUAAUAUGCAUAGGGUUACUGAAAAAACUCUGCAAUCACCCGACACUCUUCUUUAAUACAAUAAAGGGAAAGGAGAAUCACUGCACAAGACCUGAUUUUGACUGUAGGUUUGAAAUUAACCCUUAUGAUGAUCUGACUGGCAUAUUUCCAAUAAACUAUGAAUCAAAUGCAUUUACUGCAAAGGAUUCGGGGAAGCUACAAGUACUGAUAGAUCUUUUAGCAGGCAUUCAUGCACACAGUUCGGCUGAAAGAGUUGUGCUGAUUUCAAAUUAUACUCAAACAUUAGAUAUCUUGCAAGAAAUGUGCAAGUGUUUUGGGUAUAGCUAUACCCGACUGGAUGGACAAACACCCGUCAGCCAUCGACAACAAAUUGUGGAUUCAUUUAAUAGCAAACAAAGCAAGAGUUUCAUCUUCCUGCUCAGCUCAAAGGCUGGUGGGGUCGGCUUAAACCUAAUUGGAGCCUCCCGGUUGGUUUUGUACGACGUUGACUGGAAUCCAGCAAAUGACGUUCAGGCUAUGGCCAGGGUAUGGAGAGAUGGUCAAAGGAAACCUGUGCAUAUUUACAGACUACUCACUACAGGGACCAUAGAAGAGAAGAUUUAUCAGCGACAGGUCAGUAAACAAAGUUUGUCUGGAACAGUGGUUGACCUAAAAAAGAAGAAUGAGCAUGCCAGCUUUUCACUAGAAGAACUUCGAAAUCUUUUCAAAUUAGAUGAAGACUCUAACUGUCUUACCCAUGAUCUCCUGUGUUGCAACUGUUUGGGAAAUGGGGAACCAUCAGCUAAUCUUGCUACUGAAAAGCCUCUGACUCCCAGAGCCUGUCAACUAGGUCAUGAUGCAGAGAAGUCUGAUUCCCAGAAACACCUUUCUAUGUCAGAUCUGAUGUACUGGAAGCACUUUUCUGGAGACAUUCAACAUUUCCCAGAUCCUGUACUUGAAAAAGCUAAAGAAAAUAUCACCUUCAUUUUUCAAAACAUAACAAAACCACUGACUAUGUCCAGCUGAGGAAAUGAUGGAAAUCAGUAAACAGACCAUGGAAUUUCAGACUUAAAUUUGUAAUUCUACUUACUUUUGUUUAGAAGCUUGGGUAGAAUCUGCAUAAACAUUUUGGUACUGUACCCAGCCUGUCUGAGUUCAUGGGUUUGUAAUAAUUAACUGUUUUAGUUCAUUAAGUUGAAAACUAUCGUUGAUAAGACAGGUACACAGAGUCAGCAUUAAUCAGUCUGGAUAGCUGUAGAAUAAACCUCCCUUCAAUCUGUCCCAACAACAUCCCUUAACCCAAACUAUUCCUCAGAACGACUACACUGAUGAUGACUUGGUGUGAGAAUUGACAAUUGUGAACUCACCCCGAUAUUGGAAUUUGGGAUGUAAAUUGGUCAUUUCACCUGACCCUUAUAGCGAGCCCAAGAGAGGAAACUUUCAUCUGUACAGACUGACAAAAUUCAAACUGAAACCCCAGAGAUGAAAAUGUGCUAAUUAUCAGCACCCAAAGGUUCCAUUCUUUUUCAUGUCUUAAAUAUCAAAAAAUGGUAUGAAAUGCUAUUUUGCCUGCGUGCUGCUAUUGGGUUGAGUAAGAAUAAUAUAAGGUUUACUGUUUCCAUUGGCUCUCAUUUUCAUUCCUUCAAAAUAGUAACCCAUGUUGAAUUAUUAUCUUGAGUGGUGAAAAUUGAGAGUGUGUUUUUAUGGGUGCUGUAGCCUUCAGAUAUCUUGCCCACAUUGGAAGUCUGUUUUACUAUCAGGAGCAUUACAGCCUAGCCCAAUGCUAUUAUACUUGGAAUCUACACACAAAGACACUUGGCUGCAUAUAGUGACACUUCUAGAAUGGUGAUGAUUGGGAAAUUGCCCUGUCAAUUAUGCCUGGAGACUGUAUUGAUGUAAGUGACUGGAAUUGAUUUUACAGCCUGAGUUCUGUUUGUUGCAUUCCAUAGAGACUUUAUUAUAAUAGACUCUGUAAGUAGACUUUGUUUGCUUUGCUGUUUGCUGUAAAAUACACUGUUUGGCUAUGAGUCCUGCUGGCUGUAAGUACAGUUCUGCCUUCAGCUCAUUGGCUGACACAGUGGUCUCCACAGACACUCCACACAUACUUUCUAGUGAGGGUCAUUGGAUAGAAAUAACUUGCACUUGUAUAACAUAUUUCACAUCCUCAGGACAUCCCAAAGCUUUAGAGCUGAUAAUUUAAUUUAAAGCACAGUAACUGUUGUCAUAUAGGCAGUGAGCUUGAUAGUCAAAUUGAAUUCCACCCUAGCCCUGAGGCAAUUAGGCCAAUUGUAGCUCACGUCUGGCUGAGAUCAACUAGGGAUCAAACUUUCCUAGUCUAUACUCAGCAAAACACAGGCUAUUAAUUUGUUUGCUGAGCUAUAAGGAGAGCUAAUGUGUCAACAUGCCAAAGCCUUUUCACAUAAGGGAGUAGAUACAUAUUUUAAUUGGGAAGGAAAAAUAAACAAAUCUUAUGCUCCAAGACAAAAUGUAUCAUUUUUGGUAAGGGGUGGGUGGCAGUGUGCUUAAAAGUACCACCCUGCAUUUAAUGCCAUGCACAAUGAUGAUCAGGACAGUUCAGCAAGCCCUUCACUAAGCUGUUUCCUUUGAAGACAUUGUAGUAUUCCAAAUUUCGUCUUUGACUCAGCAGAAAAUUAAUAUUACACUUUGGAAUCUUGCUUAAAUAGUAAUUAGCAAUGUGGUUUUAGCACACAUUCUGAAACCUGGAAGCAGACUUUGUAACUUGUAAUUUAAUAGGAUUGUUUUUGCAAAUAUGUUUAAAAUAUGGUAUCAUUUUAGAUCAUACUUUUUCAAGAUUCUGAAAAAUGGCUUUUUCAGUAAAUAAGGUAGGGAAAGAGACAAAGGAACAUUAAAGUUUAUAUACUUGAUUCGAACCUUUAUCUUUAGCAUCCAGUUUUGUGAACAUCUCUACUAAUUCCACUUGUACGUACCUCCUACCAGAUGAUAUUAAUCUUUGAUUUAAGUAAAACAAUCUGUUGCAUUA